Erythranthe guttata (spotted monkey flower) is the source of this 1652-nucleotide messenger RNA. RefSeq names its product actin-related protein 7 (gene ARP7). The record is from RefSeq and is a predicted model, not a curated record. Lineage: Eukaryota; Viridiplantae; Streptophyta; Magnoliopsida; Lamiales; Phrymaceae.
AGGAAUUCCCUUAUUUAUAUUAGAAUUUUGUUAACAAACUAUUCUCUAAAAACUCAAAAAUUCAGGGUUAUAUAUUAGAAUAUUAAUAACAUGAGGAUUUGUUUAGGAAUAUCAUAUAAAUGAAGGGGCCAAAUGCAAUAAAUUGGUAUAUAUACACAUGAAUUGUUAACAAAAUUUGAGUAUAUAUAUAUAUACCCACUGAGACUGAUGCGGCAGCUUUAAUCUCAAAAAUAAUUUGCAGAGCGAAACAUUAAUUAAUUUCGAGAGACCUAGCCAAACAUCCGGCGGUUCACGGCGGCGUUGAUUCAACAAGUUCAACGCAAAACCUACAUGCAUUGUAACCCCUAACUGCAAAACCCUCAUAAAUUAAUUUUACUAGUUAUGGAGGCGGUGGUUGUUGACGCUGGUACCAAAUUGCUCAAAGCUGGUUUUGCUGUUCCCGACCAGCCUCCUUCCAUGGUCAUCCCAACACAAAUGAAGCGAGUACCGGAAGAUGAGUCAUUAACAGAUGCUUCGUUGCUGGAGAAUGUGACUGUUGAUCCAGUUGUUCGAGGCUUUAUCAGAGACUGGGAUGCCAUGGAAGAUCUUUUAAGGCAUGUACUUUAUACUGGUUUAGGAUGGGAGAUUGGCAAUGAAGGACAAAUUUUGUUUGCAGAUCCGCUAGCAACUCCGAAGGCAGUUAGAGAGCAAUUGGUGCAGUUGAUGUUUGAAAAGUUCAACAUCUCUGGCUUUUAUGCAUCCGAGCAAGCUGUACUAUCACUUUAUGCAGUGGGGAGGAUCUCUGGCUGCACUGUUGAUAUUGGCCAUGGCAAGCUAGAUAUUGCAUCAGUAAUUGAAGGUGCUGUUCAGCAUAUAUCUUCUAGAAGAUUUGAAGUAGGGGGUUUGGAUUUGACAAACUUAUUUGCUAAAGAACUCCAGAAAUCCAAUCCGCUUGUCAACUUAAGCAUCUCCGAUGUUGAAAAAUUGAAGGAGCGAUAUGCAUGCUCUGCUGAGGAUGAUUUGUCUUAUGAGAAGAUGCAGAAGGCAUGCCCUGAGGAGCUGCACACACUGCCUGACGGACAGGUGAUAAAAAUUGGAAGAGAGAGGUACACGGUUGGUGAGGCCUUAUUUCAACCAUCAAUUUUAGGUUUAGAGGCGCAUGGAAUAGUUGAGCAGCUUGUUCGUUGUAUUUCAACUGUGUCAACUGAGAAUCAUCGCCAGCUGUUAGAAAAUACUGUACUUUGUGGAGGAACUGCUUCUAUGACUGGUUUUGAAGAUAGGUUUCAGAAGGAGGCUUUGGUUUCCUCCUCAGCUAUCAGGCCUUCUCUCGUCAAGCCUCCAGAAUAUAUGCCUGAUAACUUGGCAAAUUACUCAGCAUGGGUGGGAGGUGCAAUACUAGCCAAAGUGGUGUUUCCUCAAAAUCAGCAUGUAACAAAAGCCGAUUACGAUGAAACUGGACCGUCUAUCGUUCACCGCAAAUGCUUUUGAGUUACCCAUCAAACUCGUGUUGUGCACUAGGUUUAUGCAGCUAAAUUAUCGAUUAAGUAGGAUCAAAAUAGUACAAGUUUCGAACUUGGUUUACUGGACAUAUGUAUAAAAAAGAAGAGAGCUGAAUUUGAGACUUUUGUUGUUGUAUCAAUAUUCAUCUAACUUAUUAGACUAUUUAUCAUUCA